Messenger RNA from Dacryopinax primogenitus, 1536 nucleotides. RefSeq lists its product as uncharacterized. Lineage: Eukaryota; Fungi; Basidiomycota; Dacrymycetes; Dacrymycetales; Dacrymycetaceae. The transcript has 3 exons. The coding region runs from base 1 to 1536 and encodes 511 amino acids. The record is from RefSeq and is a predicted model, not a curated record.
AUGGUCGGCAUGCUCUCCCUCCUCCUCUCUGCCUCUCUCGCGCUCGCGACACCUACCGAGCUCGCACCCCGCUGGCCUCCUGUCAGCACGACGACCUGCAAUGGCAAGGAGUACGUCUACCAAGGUCUGACUGGAUUCGGCAAGGUUGCGUCCAACUUCCGCGACAAGUACGGCGACACGCUGUCAUUCGGCUCGUCCGCUGCUGUUGAGCCAAAGACUUGGAAGCUCCUGUCCAACGGCACCCUCACCGGUACGUUCUGGAUGCUUCCCGAUCGCGGCUGGAACACGAACGGCACGACCAACUUCCAACCUCGUGUUCACAUCUUUGACGUCUGGUUCACCCCUCUCGAGGAUGGUGCGCCUGCGCCUGCUCCCCAAAAUCUCAUCUUUGGGUACAAGGAUACUGUCCUCUUGUUUGACCCUACGGGCAAGGCCACUACUGGGCUCGAUGCUAACUCUGCCCUGACUUUCCAUGGUAUGCCUACCAUGCCCGCUGCCCAGUACACUGGGGACGGUUGGGGCGGACCUGGCAACGGUGAUACUCGCGUCUCUCUCGAUUGCGAGGGUAUCGUCCUGGAUCAUGAUAGCACCUUCUGGAUCUCGGACGAGUAUGGUCCUUACGUCUACCACUUCACCCGCGAGGGCAAAAUGAUCGAUGCUCUCGCACCCCCUGAGGCACUUAUUCCCCACCGCAACGGCACGCUCUCUUUCUCUGCCGACAGCCCUCCGAUCUACGCCCCUGACGCCCUUCCCAUCCCUGCCAACCCCAACACCGGUCGCUCAAACAACCAAGGUCUUGAGGGUCUUGCUGCCGACCCCAGCCGCAAGCACAUGUUCGCACUUCUCCAGUCCGCUACUGUGCAGGACGACGGCACGGAUGCUAGCAAGCGGCGGUGGACGCGUCUGCUCCAGUACACCCGGGAGGCUGGUAAGUACAUCUACACGAACGCGUGGGCUCUCGGUCUCCCUACCUACCUCACCGCUGCCAAUGCGACGCGCAUUGCUGCCCAGUCCGAGCUGCACUAUCUCACUCAAGAGCAGUUCUUCGUCCUUCCCCGUGACUCCUCCGCUGGCCACGGCAUGCCCAGCUCCCUCUCCCUCUACCGCCAUAUCGACAUUUACGACAUCUCUGCUGCGACCUCCAUCCACACCCCCACGCUUGACGCUGUGAACGGCACGAUCGCGCCUAACGGUACGCUCCUCCCGUCCAUCACCCCAGCCAAGUACUGCUCCUUCAUCGACUUCAACGACAACGCCGAGCUGGGCAAGUUCGGCCUGCACAACGGUGGUGCAGACGACGACAACCUGCUGAACGAGAAGUGGGAGGGCAUGGUCGUCCUCCCUGCAGACGGCAAGGAUGCCAAGGACGGGUGGUACUACGUCAUGGCCACGAACGACAACGACUUUGUUACCCAGGAUGGGUACAUGAACUUUGGCCAGAUUCAGUACAAGGAUGGCAGUGGGUUCAACUUUGAUAAUGAGGCCCUUGUGUUCAAGGUCCAGCUGCCUAGGGGUGUUAGCCCACCGAUGGGAUGA